AAGUACUUUGUCUUUCCGUGUUCGCUUGACGCUUCUAACCCCAUUAGCGGUGGGAAUUUGCGGAAGAUUCAGUAACAAUCAAAUAAAUAAAGGAUUACUUCUCACCUUUCUAACGGUGUAAGCCUGUAACACUGUCCACAAUGUCCAGGCAAUCCAACCGAGCGACAGACAGCAAGAAAAUGAACUCAGAGUUGUUCACUUUGACAUAUGGGGCCUUAGUCACACAACUUUGUAAAGACUAUGAGAAUGAUGAGGAAGUCAACAAGCAGUUAGAUAAAAUGGGUUAUAACAUUGGAGUCCGCUUGAUUGAGGACUUUCUGGCCCGCUCCAGUAUUGGCAGGUGUCAGGAUUUCCGAGAAACGGCUGAUGUAAUCGCUAAGGUUGCUUUUAAAAUGUACCUGGGGAUAACUCCAAGUGUGACUAAUUGGAGCCCAGCAGGAGAUGAGUUCUCUCUAAUUCUCGAGAACAACCCUCUGGUGGACUUUGUGGAGCUGCCGGACAACCACAGCACCCUCAUCUACUCCAACCUGCUCUGUGGCAUCCUCCGAGGAGCUCUAGAGAUGGUCCAGAUGGCUGUAGAUGUCAGGUUUGCCCAGGACACUCUGAGAGGGGACAAUGUGACAGAAAUCCGUAUGAGGUUCAUUAAAAGGAUCGAGGAGAACCUUCCAGCAGGAGACGAGUGAGGAGUCCUACUAAACUAACACAUCUUUUGUACAAUGAAGAAGAUUUUCAACCUUGUAUCGAGACUGGUCAAACACUGAGGAUGAAUGAACAUAAUCAACUUACAGCAGUUGUAAAGAUGAAGAUCACGACCAUGAUUAACUACAAUGUGUUUCCCUCCAUUUGUGUGGUAAAACGUCUUGUUGUUUGUUGUUUUAAAGGUGCACUAUGUAACUUUUCC
This is a messenger RNA of Periophthalmus magnuspinnatus, 901 nucleotides long. RefSeq names its product trafficking protein particle complex subunit 3 (gene trappc3). Bases 141 to 683 code for a protein of 180 amino acids. Gene Ontology annotation, biological process: endoplasmic reticulum to Golgi vesicle-mediated transport; intra-Golgi vesicle-mediated transport. Gene Ontology annotation, cellular component: TRAPP complex; cytosol; cis-Golgi network membrane. The record is from RefSeq and is a predicted model, not a curated record. Lineage: Eukaryota; Metazoa; Chordata; Actinopteri; Gobiiformes; Gobiidae. The transcript is spliced from 5 exons.